Molecule: messenger RNA, 774 nt
Organism: Knipowitschia caucasica
Lineage: Eukaryota; Metazoa; Chordata; Actinopteri; Gobiiformes; Gobiidae
Source: the annotation of a GenBank genome assembly
AUGGAUAGUGGGUGGUGGUUUGGUGUGUUAGAGUUGUGGUUAUGUGGUUGUGUGGUGGUUUGGGGUUUUGAGUGGUGGUUUGUGGGUGGGGAUAGUUGGGGAGGGGUGGUGGGUGUUUGGUGGGGGUUUGGGGGGGGUUGGGGGGUUGUGGGGUGGGGGGGAUGGGGUUUUGGUGGGUAUAGGGUGGGUUGUUGGGGGGGGGAGGGGGGGGGUUGUGGGUAUUUGUGUGUUGAUUUUAUAUUGGUUGGGGGGUUGGAAUGGGUGGUGGUGAUGGUUGGUAAUGAGGUUGGGGUUGGGGAAUUGGUGGUGGUGUGGGUUUUGGUGAUGGGGUGUAUGGGGUGGGGGGUUAUGGUAUUGGAGUGGGGGUGUUUGGGGUGGGUGUUAGGUUAUGUAGGAUUGGGGUUGGGUGGGGGGUUGGGGGGGUGGGUGAAUUGGUUUUGUGGUGGGGUGGAAUGGGUGGGUGGUGCUAUGGUUAAUGAGGAAUGGGGGGAGGGGGGGUUGGGAAUGGGGGGGGGUGGUGAUUGGUUAAUGAGGUGGUGGGGUUUAAUGGGGGGGUGUGAUAUGUUUAUUGAGGAUGGGGUUGAAUGGGGGUGGGGUGGUGAUUGGGUUAAUUGUGUAUGGGUUUGGGGAAUGGGGUGGGGGGGUGGUGAUUAUGUUAAUGAGAUGGAGGUUGGAAUGGGGUGGGGUGGUGAGAUGGUUAAGAGGAUGGGGGUUGGAAUGGUGGGGGUGGUGAUAUUUGUUAAUGAGGAUGGGGUUGGAUGGGGUGGGUGGUGA